UACCGUUUACCGCGGCUUCCUCGUGCUUUUCCAGCAGUGUGCCGGGCCGCGUGCCCUUCGUCGCUUCCCCGCCCCGCUCUCCGCCGGUUCCGUCGCCAGCCUCCUCUCUCCUACCGACCACCGUCUCACUCAAUCUGUCUGUCUCUCUGUCUCUCUCUGCCUCUCUCUGUCUUUCUCGAGCAGCGCCUGAAAAAGCUUCCCAGUUCAUCUUUAUGGCGUUCGCCCCCUCAGUCGGUCAGUGGUACACUUCUUACUCGGGCGAAGCGGACGAAGACGACGCGAGGCUGCAAGCGUGAACCUCUACGAUCAUGACACACACUGAACCGUGGACGACGAUGGCGUCGCUGGGGACUAAAGUGGAUGAGCAAGUCGCCAAGGCACCGCACCAGAAUGGCGGCUGCAAGAACGAGAACCUGCCGCUCGACGACGUUCAGGACAACAAUAACGAGAGCAUCGAGGUUGAGAUGGUGGUGCCGCCAGACGGUGGAUGGGGUUGGGUGAUCGUCGCCGCCUCGUUCAUGUGCAACCUCUUCGUGGACGGUAUCAUCUUCAGCUUCGGCGUGUUCCUGAACGACAUCUCCGAGGCCUUCUCCGUGUCCAAGGCGAGGGUCGCGCUGGUCGGAUCGCUGCAGUCAGGAUUUUACCUUAUGGCUGGCCCCUUUGUCUCUGCCCUGGCGAAUAGGUACGGCUUCAGGCUGGUCGCGAUCCUGGGGAGCGUUAUAAGUUGCGGCGCCUUUGUCCUCUCGUACUUCAGCACAUCCAUCGAGUUCCUUUAUAUCUCUUACGGCGUCCUCGGAGGUAUCGGAGCGGGCUUGAUUUACGUGCCGGCUGUGAUAACUACCGGAUUUUAUUUUGAAAGAUGGAGAGCUAUGGCCACAGGGAUCGCGGUAUGCGGCUCCGGAAUCGGCGCGUUCUUGCUAGCGCCUAUCUCCGACGUGCUCGUCAAGCAAUUCGGAUGGAGAGGCGCUUUGCUUUUCCAAGCAGGUAUGCUGCUGAAUUGCUCGAUUUUCGGCGCCAUGUUCCGCCCGCUGAAGCCGACGAGGAUUAAGGUGAAGUCCACGCCGGAGAACGUCGGAUUAGAGGUGAAGAACGGCCUAAUGGCCAAAGGUAUGUCCACCACUUCGUUGCACUGCGUGCAACCGGGCAGGAGCGGCUUCUUCGGGACCAACAACAACACCGAGUACCCGACGGCCGCCGAGAUGCUUGGCAGCAACCACAACAUUGUCAACGCCUCGAAGUCGCUGCACUCGCUGCACAAGGUCCACGUGGAGAUGAGGACGCUGGAGAGGAAGCUGAGCAGCUCCGAGAAGAGACUCUCCGUGCCCAUAUAUCCGGACCUGGACGUGACCAUGGACGAGAAGAUCGCCGAGGAGGAGAACAAUCUUCUCGGCGGCGACGUGGAGAGACUGAACGGCAAAGUGCCCACGAUCCGCAGGCACACGAUUAGCGGGCGUCGGCUUCGCGCGGACUCGGACUGCAGCCAGAAAUCCCUGAAGGUGGGCAACAGGCGGACCACCCUCAGCAAGGACCCGCAGCGGCCGUUCUACAGGGACGACAUCUUUUACGGGGGCUCGUUGAACAGGCUGCCUCACUACAAGUCCCAGCAAUCCUCUGUCGGCUACCACAUGUCGGUCACGCGCCUGCCAACGGCCACCGACGUCGCCGAGGAGGAGAGCGGAAGCUGUUAUCUCUGCCCGGAGAGUGUCCGGCGCAUCCUCACGACCAUGCUCGAUCUGAGCCUCCUGAAGAGCCCGUCAUUCCUGAUCCUCGCUAUCUCCGGCGGACUCACUAUGAUGGGAUUCUACACGCCGUUCAUGUAUGUCCCAGAUCGUGCCAAAGUAGCAGGGAUCGACCCAUCCACGGCCAUGUUCCUCGUCUCGGUGAUUGGUAUUGGCAACACGAUCGGCCGUAUCGUCUGCGGCCUGGCAAGCAGUUUGCCCGGCGUUGACGCGCUGGUCGUUAACAACGUAUUCAUCAGCGCCGGCGGACUGCUCACUAUUUUGUCCGGGCUCUCGCUCACGCAGGGCUACCAAUUCUUCUAUGCCGCCACUUUCGGCCUCAGUAUAUCGGUGUUCGCCUCUCUGAGGUCGAUCCUGGUGGUGGAUCUCCUCGGCCUGGAGAAGCUGACCAACGCGUUCGGCUUGCUUCUUCUGUUCCAGGGGGUGGCGGCAGCUGUGGGCGCACCCCUCGCAGGCGUGUUCAUGGACGCCACCGGAAGCUACGACGCGGCGUUCUACCUGUCCGGCAGCCUGAUCUUCCUGUCGGCGGUGAUCUGCUACCCGCUGAAGAGGAUCAACGUGUGGGAGUCGAAGAAGGCCGGCCAGGAGUGCGAGGACCCGAGCAAGUCCUGAUCGACCGUCGGACCUCGGCGCCGCUGGGACGAAGCCUAGCGUCCCGUCCGCCGUCGGCCCGAUGCGUUUGUACAUACUAAUGCGUUGAUAAUUUAUAGCGGAGUCGACCGAGACGAUUGUUAAUCGGCGGCCACGUGCUCGCGCCGAAAAGAGGAAGGCGUCCUGCCGCGACACCGGCGACCCGGCGCGACCACGCGACGCCGGGCAACCCGAAUACCGUCCACAACGAGGAGGCGACACCGUUUUCCGACGUGGACGCCGUUAAGCCGCGCCCCCGCGCGAACCAACCGCGAUUUGUCGUUCGGUGGAUCGCGUAGAUCAGGGGUGUCCAACUUUCUAACUUUCCCGAGCGAGCUCGGGAGUAUAAAUCAACCCUUUGCACUCGAGAGAUUCUCACUUGAAGCAUCCGACACGUUCUAAUCAGACGUAGACGAGAUUGGAAUAAAUUUAACACUAGGUUUACGGGCAUUUGUUACAGUUUAUUCUAUUCCUUGGGAAGUUGAUAUUCGUUUAGAUUUUGGGAAUUGUAGAUGUAGAAAUCAAGAUUCAUAUUCGUGUAAUUGGAUCAACCGAUUGAAACAUUUACCUAAUAAUGUUUAUAAAAUUCAAUCUGCGUCGAAUUGACGUAAAUCUAGUGUUAAGGAAUCUCAUAUGAAUUAGGGAACUGAAGCUAUUUUCUUUCGAUAUUUCACGUAUCGAUGCAGAGUCGCCUUUCGAGUGCAAAGGGUUAAUUCGGCAGAACGUUGCGACGCGUACUUCCAAGGUGUAUUGGAAUAAUGGAAGCAGCGAGUUCAAUUCAAUUAAUCGGAAGUACAUUGAUAUGAUAUACUUACGGAAGAUGCAGUUGAAUUGGAGAAUCGUUUAUGGGGGUAUAAGCCAGCUCUGCUGCGAUUAUUGUCAGUAAUAUUUUACGGCCGCGCGUGGGCGUCAACGGUACACCGGAGUCUAAUUGGUACAACGCUGCUAAGGGGUUCAUAGAAUGUUUCACUCGUAUUUGUGAUAAUAAUGGGUCUUUCAGUCGCGAUCGAUUUUUGUCGGGCCCCGGGUUGGACAGGCCUGAUCUAGAUCGUAGCGUUGAUGGAAAGGUGUUUCCGAGGAAUGCGGGCCUGAUCGAGCGGAGUAGGGGAAAGACACUUUUUACGUUUUACUGUCGCUUUGCUUGGCAACAAUGGGCUGUUAUGGUUUUUUGGACGUCUGAUCGAUGUGAUACCGGUUCCGAGUCUUUGAGAAUUCUGCGAGUUGGAUGAAAUUGAUAGUGAUAUUAACACGAUUAAUUGUGAUGUUAGUAAUUCGUAGUUACUAAUGCUUACGUUUUGAAUUACUGAUACCGAUUAGUAACGAUUAAUAUUAUUAAUAGCACUGUAUCACUAUCUGAUUUCAUAGAAACUCUUCGACGGCUCGGAAAUUAUAAUUAAUCUACUAUUAUUCCGAGUAUCGACCCUAGACGCAGUGUUAAUACAAUUACAGUUAAUCGGUUAAUUUAAGACGCAGCGAAAGACUCGGGCGCCAACUUUCCAUCAACGCUACUGGGUCGGUGGAGAAUUAAUAAUCAAGUCAGCAGUAUUCGCGCCGCGGCGUCGUUGAAUCGGGAACGUUCCCACGGAUUAGCGGGAAUCGUAGAGAUGCUGUAUAUUUCUGUGUACAGUUGUAAAUAAAUCGUAGGGGUAAUGCUCGAUGCGCUUUCCCUCUACAGCGACGAAUAGACUGCGGAACCUUGUGCAUUUGUAGGAUGUAGAAAUUUUUCGAGGAUCAAGAGCAUCGAAUCGUCGGUGAUAUUUUACGGAACUUUAUUAUACGCGAGAUUUCUCUAGAUCACUUUUGAUAAAACGUACAUCCGCGCGGCCUAACCGGUCUACGGUUAAUAUAUUUUUGAUAAACAAUUAAUUAAAACUCGAAUCGCACAGUCGACCGACUGAAACUACGUUCGCAGAGUAAUCCAAUUAAACGUAAAUUCUUAUAGUUAGCUAGUUAAAAUUAUAUUCCCGAAGUUAUCUACUAAUUAGAAUGAUAUUCCUAGCAUGAGCUGAUUAGCGAAAUUGAUACAAACGAUGCGAGGCGAAGUAUACGUGCAAUAACGUAUCUCUCUGACCGCGCAUAUCCGGACGGAUGUUUAUUUUCCACCAACCUGAUUCUCGCGGGUUCGAGGAGUCGAGCCUCUCCGGCUUGACCGCCAUCUUGUCGCGCAGCGAGAAGCGGGGACGCGGCUUAACGGGAACGAAAAUCCGCGUUAGAACAGAGUUCCCGCGAAAUGUUAAUCGCCACGAAACCAGUUCCGAAACGCGUCACUUUUAUAUUCCGUGACGGCGCGCCGCGCGCUGUCACGCAUUCUUCUUCCCCUCCAUUCUUCUUUUUUUCUCCUUCGUUGUUUUUCUAUUAACGGACACGUUACUGCGAUAACGCCGCUUCAACGCGAACGCGGCGAAGUGCCUUGCGCUCGGUGAUUCACACGACGGCCGGAACGAAACAGUUCUGCCGUCUUUGUUCGAGGAACAGGUCUACCGGAAAGUUCCGUCGGUUUUCGAAUGAAACGGACGAGCGGAUAUCGAGUUCUUUAAAGACUAUUUAGUAACACUUCGAGUGGACUUUCAUUCAUGCGAUAAUGCGACUACCUAUGGAAAUACUCUGGUUCUGAAGCUACAAUCUUCGCGAUUUAUACAGACGAACACGUAGUUUUCUAAUAAUAGAAGAACAAAGUGUAGAACAAACGACCGUAAAUCCAGUGUUACUCACGGAACGAUACAAUUUCCAUCGUCGCUAAUGACCCCUUCGCAGCGCGAUGGCAAUUUGUGAAUUUCAUGUUUAUAGAAUCGUUCGUUUUUGGAAAAUCGAGAUGACAUUAUCGCACCGAACAUUCCGGUAGACCCGAUAGUUCCGCCGUUCGUAUUGGCACGACGAGGUCCGCGCCCGAACGAACGGUCCCUAUUGUUCGAGCCGGCCUCCGUUUGGAACUUAACCCUGAACGUUCGAGAGCGGAGACAGACAGUUACUUACAACGAUCGCGAUCUAUCGGUGUCGAUCUAUUUUUGCUAUAGUUUGUAUUCACACAGCCGAAAGCGGACUGCCAUACCUGCGAGCGCACACUCUUGUUUCAUUUCAUACGAGCUGGAUUCAACGAUACCGAUCGCGUGCGCGCGCGAAAGAAUCGACGCCCGUUUCAAUCGUAACUGUUAUCUUCCUCGUCACUUGACGCAUUCUCUUCUCGAUUAACGCGUCUAACCUUUUCGCUGCGCUAAUGGACGACAAGCUUGUCGUUAAUAGAAUUGUACAAGCUCGUGUUAAUGCAAAUUCAAUUGUUACGUGCUCCGAUGCAAAUGAUCGACUUCGAAGCGUAACAUUGUUCACGACACGCUGUAUCGUAAUCGAGUCCUUGCGCGUUCUUUCGCGCGGAAACACGCGACGCGUCCUCCUUUUGUAACAAUCUGUACUACGUUCGUUUUAGCGGUAGUCUCCGACAGGACAGAGAUACAGUCUGUCCACCGGUUGGUAGCCAACGGGAAGCCAAACUAGAUCCAAUAGAGAUCCUCGUGUUUUCGAAUUUCGAUUGUAAAGUGGAUCAGUGUGAAAAAUCGAAUAAAUGGAACCUGGUCAGCUGUCAAGUGGUGGACGGACUGCGGCCCAGAAGCGGCGCGCGUUGUCCGCGCUCCCGCUUCCGGAGUAUCUCGGCGAGAGUAGAUUUCUAUUAUAAAUAACCCCACGUCCGCGCGGCCGUACGUUAAAGGCGUAUGUACUUGCAUAAACGAGUACACGUAAUCUCGACAGACCGUGCAUCCGUUCCGGUGCAGCGCUGCUCGCAGCGUUUAAUCGACUACCGCCCGAUAUCCGGCCUCGCGACCCGGAUAUGCCGGCACUAACCCCCUCCCCCUCCCGCCCCGUAGCCCUAAGGACUUGCUCAAAAAUGAAAUCCGUUCCUACUGUUCCUAACGAAUUACUCUACCCUAGUAUUUUAUAGGCGAGCCAUCAUCCCGCCGCGCGCCAUCUUGUUUUCCUUGUUACGCUCCGUCUGCCGGGCAGCCGACGCUUCUUCGACGAAGAUCCUUCGAGCUGCUCGGAAUCCGCGGAGGAGGCGAAAUUAUACAUUGAAUGUUUCAGUACCGGAGGAAAAGAGAAUUGCGUAUCGAUCUUCCGUUACUGUGUAGCUAAAUUGUUCCUUUCGCGACUGCAUAUCUUGGACACGACGGCCCGACAGGAAGUUCACAGGCUUUUCGAUGACUCGUGAUUUUACAGAGGAAAGCGGCCUGAUCGGUUUCUUUGGACAAUGUUAAUUAGUUCGGUUAAGAAUAGA
Molecule: messenger RNA, 6633 nt
Organism: Nomia melanderi (Alkali bee)
Lineage: Eukaryota; Metazoa; Arthropoda; Insecta; Hymenoptera; Halictidae
Product: monocarboxylate transporter 12
Biological process (GO): transmembrane transport; monocarboxylic acid transport
Molecular function (GO): monocarboxylic acid transmembrane transporter activity
Source: RefSeq, a predicted model, not a curated record